AUGAACUCGCUGAACAUCCUGUCCUCGCGAGUCAUUGGCCAACCCUCUAGCUCAUCACGACCACGAUCGCAAUCCCAAGGCGACAACAAGCGCAUACCUCUACCGGCUGACUUCUCAAAACACCGGUCCUACAGCGAAGAUAACUUCCGUUCGUUUGAUACCACUGAGAACAACUACGAUGGUCCACCGGUGCAUGAAGAUGGCGGAGAGGAUGCGAUAUACGGCUCCGAUGAGAAGACACCGUUAAUCCACGAGAACUACAAGAGCGGAACGCUUACUGCCCAGAGCACUUGGCGACUAAUCACUAAACGGUUCUUCGAUGCGAUUACCGAGGCCAUCAAGUUCAUCCUGUCUACGAUUGCUGCCCCCGGCGUAUACUUGGCCCAAUGCUUCCAAGCCGACGAAGGUCAUUAUUCCUUUCUCGAGCCUAUUCGGAAACUGCGACGUUUCUCUGCCGACCCUACGACCCGGUCGGAUAAAGGGGCCGCCCGGGUAGAAGGUCGGCGUCGCAGUGGCUCCACCCGGAAACCCCGACCCCAAAUAUCCAACGAAUCUAUCGCAUCAACAACAUCGGAAUCCGACACAGAUCGCCGGAGACAAUCUGCAAGCGGGAAACAUCGACAUACCAAAUCGAGAGGCCAUGAGCCAGACCCAAUCCCAGAAGCAGAAGAGUACGAACACACGCCCCGUCGGUCCAUACGUAUCAAACUCCAUAAUGAAGAAUCUCUGAAGCGGCAAAGACAACGAAGAUCCCAGAGCGCAGAUCUAGGUCCGCCCAUGCCUGAGGGCGUUGCCAGAGUCCAGGGCGCAGUGCAGCUGGACAGCUUGAAGUCUCCAACCUCUCCCAACAUCCAUCGCAUCACCAAGUACCCACAUACUCCUAUUCCCCCGCGUCCCCUCCUCCCUCAACGAGUUCCUUCAUAUACUGCCGCCCCUCGAAAUGCCAGGCCUCCACAAAAGACCUUGGUUUUGGAUCUCGACGAGACCCUCAUCCAUUCGCUCGCUAAGGGUGGCCGUAUGUCCAGUGGUCACAUGGUCGAAGUGAAACUUUCGAUGCCCACCACGACCGCAUUGUCUCCUGGUGGGCCUCAGACAACACUGGGACCUCAACAUCCCAUUUUAUACUACGUCCAUAAAAGACCGCACUGUGAUGAAUUCCUGCGCAAGAUCAGCAAGUGGUACAAGCUUGUCAUUUUCACGGCAAGCGUCCAGGAGUACGCCGACCCUGUCAUCGACUGGCUCGAGCAGGAACGAAAAUACUUCGCGGGCCGCCUAUACAGACAGCAUUGCACGCUUCGCAACGGCGCGUAUAUCAAAGACCUCAGCUCCGUUGAACCGGAUUUAAGCAAAGUGAUGAUUUUGGACAACAGCCCUAUGAGCUAUAUCUUUCACGAAGAUAAUGCAAUUCCAAUUGAGGGCUGGAUCAACGACCCAACAGACAACGGCCUGAUCCACUUGAUUCCCAUGUUUGAAGCUUUGCAAUAUGUCACAGAUGUCCGGGCUUUCCUUGCACUUCGCCGGGGUGAGAUUGAGUCAUAA
Molecule: messenger RNA, 1539 nt
Organism: Penicillium brevicompactum
Lineage: Eukaryota; Fungi; Ascomycota; Eurotiomycetes; Eurotiales; Aspergillaceae
Gene: nemA
Product: Nem1-Spo7 phosphatase catalytic subunit NEM1
Exons: 2
Coding region: 1-1539 (512 amino acids)
Molecular function (GO): protein serine/threonine phosphatase activity
Source: RefSeq, a predicted model, not a curated record